AUGCGUCUACCGGCAGCCAUUGUGCUGUUAUUGCUGUAUACGACCAGCGGAGUGGUUGGACAGCCUCAGAUAAUUAAUCCUGGCGCAGAACCGGAUUCAACGACAUCGCUGACAACUACCGAAAUUACCACAACAACAACAACAACAUCGUCGUCAGCUGAGACGACGACAACGACAACGUCUGAAAUUACAUCUUCGCAGACAACGACUGAGAGUAGUUCGAGUGAAAGUACGAGUUCGUCGAUACCGACGACGGAUACUUCCAGUUCUACUGAGACUAGUACGAGCACAAGUAGAAUUGAUUCAACGACUACGACGGCGGGAACGACUACUACGACAGAAAGUAGUAGUAGCACUUCAUCACCAUCAUCAUCCUCGUCUGAAUCUUCAACUACAGAUACGACCACAACAGCCGAAGAACCGAGUACUACGACUAGCGAAACUACGACUAGCGAAACUACAACUAGUGAAACUACAUCUUCAUCUAGCACUUCAGAAUCAAGCUCGUCAAGUACUGAAACAGAGACUUCUACGACAGAAACAACAUCGUCUACCGAAUCUAGCACGACGGCUACUACAACUGAGCCAACUCCUACAUCUGAAACUUCUACUACAACUGAGCCAACUCCUGCAUCUGAAACUUCUACUACAACAGAGACGACUAGUACGACAGCUUCAGGGACGAGUACGACUGAGUCCGAGUCUGAGCCUUCAACAACGACGACAACUGAAUCUUCUACAACUUCUGAGGAGAGUACUAGUAGUAGUACUACCACUACGCCUGAAUCAAGUACUACUACUUCUGAAUCCACGACUUCUGAAUCCACAACGGAAAGCACAAGUACGGAGACUACGACGUCUACUACUGAAUCUACAACUGAACCUACUACGACGUCGGAGAGCACGAGCACAGAGACUACGGCAUCUACAACUGAACCUACUACAACUGAUACUACGACCACGGAACCAACCACGACCGAUUCAACCACUGAAUCUAGUAGCACAACAGAAUUGAGUACCUCUGAAACUACUUCAGAUACCAGUACUUCUGAAACUACCUCCGAUACCAGCAGUAGCACAACGAGUACGACAUCCGAAGAGACAACUACUACUGAUUCAACAACUACUGAAACUGAUACCGCAACCACCACCUCAGAUUCUACGACCACUGAUACCACAACCUCAGAGUCAACGUCGACCACAUCAUCCUCGACUACGCAGGGUACAGUUACAGAAUAUGUCUUCCCUACCAAUGGAUGUAGUGUCCCCGGCGCGCGAUGCCACUUUUAUUCCAUGGAACUUAAUCCUACCGUCUACUUCGUGACCACCAUUACUGUCGAUGAUUCAACCUCGACAAAUGCUCCAAAUGCUACCUUUCAAACUGUCCUUGGAUUUUCAACCGAAAACCCAGAUAUCACGACUAUUCAGCCUAACAAUACCAUCCUGAGUAACACUGGGAACAUCAUCCCUUCCUCUCUCGCCACAGCCUCGAACACUGAUGAUAUAACCCUUGUGCUUCCUACUACAUAUCAGUUCAUCUUCGGAUACAACCUCCCACUUGGUAGCACGCCAACUAAUGAUGAUACAGCAACUGACUCGGUUCCAACCGCAACGGAUGAUGUUGGGUUGCCAACUACAAGUACUGAUGUCUGCCCUGAAAAUACUGUUCUUGUCACGAUCCCUGCAUAUAGCGAGUUCACACUUUCAGUUUUUAAAGGCUGUACUCAGUAUCAGGCUUUUCUUAACUUCACUCGAACCUUGGCGAUAACUACAAAAACUGCGGUUGUUAUCGAAACAAAGGGCAAAGAUAGUAUUGACGGUUUCGGCACACCAGUUACGAAGCCAAAGGAUAACCAAAACGCCGUCCCACCGAAUAGUAAAACUCAAGAAGGCGCGACUAGAAUACCAAAUUCGGGCGAUCCUAAUAGGACUCAAGGGCUUGGGCCAGGCCAGACUUCAAAUCCUGGAGAAGACAGGCCGAAGUCACAAGGAAACCCCAAUCCGAACCCGAAUGAGCAGCCGACGAGGGGGCCAAAUAGGGGACCAAAUGAGGACAACAAUACUCAAUCUCCAGGCCCAGGACCAGGCCCAGGACCAACCAGGGGGCCGAACGAGGAAAACAAUACCCGGUCUCCGGACUCACCUAAUCAAACCUCUCCAGGAGGACCUAAUGAGCAACCUACAAGAGGGCCAGGGCCUACGCCCCUUCCGAACCCAAACCCGAAUCCGAAUACAACUGGUGGGUCUGGCAGGCCUGCAUCACGAACUUUCAACCCAGACGACUUCACGUUGUUGCUGAUGCCCACACCCUCCCGACUUGCACCAGGCCAAACGGUCACCCCUGGACCUAAUCCAACAGAAACACGCCCGCGCGAUGAUGGACCCUUCAUUAUGCCCGCCCCAAGGGUAACGACCAUCAGUGGAACCGAAACGACAACCACAAGUUUCGUGGGGGUUACUAGAGUGCCAAUGACCACGGUAGUUAGAAUGCCAGGCGGAGGCAGCUCCACGCUCACUCUUUUGACUGAGUCGACAAUUCCCAUAACUUCCUUCCAACCUCGGGUUUCCGCCGAGCCGGUGGUCACUACGAUAAAUGGCCAGACAACUACAUUCCUCACCGUGCUAUCGGUGUCAGCGAGACCCACGGUAGUCCCUGUUACUACUACAAUCAACGGUCGUCAAACGGUUCUUUCUUCUACCUUCUUCCUUCCGGUGACCGUACCAGUGCCUCAAUUCACCCCAUUCCUGACUACAACAAUCGGGCCUACAAUCAUUAAUGGGCUCCCGACAUUCGGCCCAAUGGUGGUAACACUUGCUCCACUGACAAGUACGACUUUACUGACAGAUAUCGUAUCUGGGAGAACGGUCCUUCGCACGACAACCUUUAUCCUACCUGCAACGUCUACUCUACCCAAUCCUCGUAUCCAAACGUUAAAAAUAUCAACAGUUAUCGACGGAACAACCACCACCGUUAACUUCCCCAUAUCCCUCUCAGCCUUUUUAACCACUACUGUCGGUACUACGACCGUUGACGGAACCCGAAGCGUAUUUACCAGUACUUUCUUCGUGCCACAGGGCGUUCCGAUUCUCAAUCUCCCAUCUGUUAUCCUCCAGACAACAACUAUAAACGGCGAUGAAACCACACUCUCUGAGUUCUAUACCAUCAAGCCCGUUAGCGUCACCACAACCAUCAACGGCAGAGAAACCGUCAUACUAGUCCCAUCUGUUGUCCCUAUCACAACACCUAGAACCUUCUUCUCCACCUCGUUCCUCAGAACCACUAUCAAUGGGCGCCCAACAUCCAUCCCAGAAGUCUAUUUCCUCAAGCCAACAACUACGACAACUGUCGUCGAGGGCAGGACCAGCAUUAUUCAAACUACUACUGCUGUAUUGGUCACAACUGCCUCACUGCCAGAAAUCACUUCAACUCGCAUCCCAGGGUUCAAUACCACCAUCCCCAGAAAUACCACUUUAUCGAAUUCUACGAUCUCGGCCGCGCCAAAGAUCACGCCUACAAUGAGCAUUCCUCUCCCACCCGCCCCUUCUCAGACAGGUGCUGCAUCGAGCAUUGGUCUCGGUAGCUUACUUACUUGCUUGGGAGCUUUUUUCUCUGCAAUGUUAAUGACUUUCAUUUAA
This is a messenger RNA of Orbilia oligospora ATCC 24927, 3636 nucleotides long. RefSeq lists its product as uncharacterized. Bases 1 to 3636 code for a protein of 1211 amino acids. Gene Ontology annotation, molecular function: protoheme IX farnesyltransferase activity. The transcript has a single exon. Gene Ontology annotation, biological process: heme biosynthetic process. The record is from RefSeq and is a predicted model, not a curated record. NCBI's taxonomy places the organism in Eukaryota, Fungi, Ascomycota, Orbiliomycetes, Orbiliales, Orbiliaceae. Gene Ontology annotation, cellular component: membrane; mitochondrion.